UGGAAGUUCGUGUGGACGGUGACAAAUACCUACGUAAUUUGAACGAUUGUUAUAGUUUGACCGAUUGAACGAGCCGAAACUGUGUCACCUAUCCCACUGCGUUCGUGCUAUUUUUUCCCUAACUCUCUCGUGUGGUUUUCCGCAGAUUCGAGGACGACCAAGAAAACUCAGAUCUUGAUCUUGGGCCACAACCCCAGCAGCCGCCAUCUGUCACAUGAGUUAUUCCUAAAACACCGAGACGCGCGCUUGUGUUUGGAUUGUGAUUUCACUGCAAGAGGUAAACAUUCACGGUAUGUUCCGAGCGUAGUCGAAGUAGCUCCAUGAGGUGAACUAAUAAACAAAAUCACCACCGCGAGCUGGUAGUGUGUGCUAAGUGUUUUGGAUCACCGGAAAAUAAGUGGUCUAUCAUUCCAAUUUUAAAUACUAAUCGUUAGAAUGUGUCAGUGUGAAAUUUCGAAGGGUUAAGUGUCGGUGGAAAAUACUGCCCAGCGACAGUUUUCGGUGAAACUUUAAAAACUUAAGAGUUGCACUUGAUGCGUUUUGUUAUUCGAUUAAAUUUUCUGAGUCAAGGCUAAUACUGAAACCUUCGUCUGUGGAGCGGCAAACGGUGUACGUCAAAUUACGAGCAAAGUUAUCGUCGGCGACGGCAGCGGUGGAGAGGGAUUCGAAGCGUAACGCCACAAGCACUAAGAUUUCGAGUGCUUGAUAGUGUUGCACCGCAUUUCAUAAGCGUUGGUGGAUGAAAGGUACAACAAAUUAUAGCAAUCCAGUGUGGUGUAAUUUGAUAUCGGUGUUCGAGAGGUGUUCUGUGUACACUAGUAGUAGUGCAGUGUUCAGUUUUUUCAAUAUCAGUGAUUGUUCGAAUAAAACCGGUAAUUUCCACCGGCAAGUGAUUGCUUUCUCUUGCUAGUAAUUGCUCGUGAGGAGGUAGCCCGUCCGACGCCAAAAUGCCGGAACGGUUCAAGGUAACCAAAUCGGACACCAAACUGUCGGCGCGGGAUGAGGAAGCGGCCGCCACUGGAAAGCUACUGUCCUCAUCCGAAAAACAAGGCGAACCCACCGAUGAUCAGCCUUUCGUGUCCAAGAAUGAAAAACUGGAUACCAACCUGUAUCUAUACUCGGAUGAAAUCCAAGAACGUCCACAAAUCACAACGCUCAUUUCGUCCCUGGCAAACUACUCGAAUACAAUCCCUGCACCGACGGAUCCUGAUGCGAAGCCAGCACCUGCCUCCGCCCGAAUGGGCACACUCAUUGGUGUCUAUCUGCCGUGUAUACAGAAUAUUUUCGGUGUAAUUUUAUUCAUUCGUUUAACAUGGGUAGUCGGUACAGCUGGAGCAAUUUAUGGGUUUUUAAUUGUGUUAUGUUGUUGUUGCGUGACUAUGUUAACUGCCAUUUCGAUGUCUGCGAUUGCCACGAACGGGGUGGUACCUGCGGGCGGGAGCUAUUUCAUGAUAUCGAGAUCGCUCGGGCCCGAGUUUGGCGGCGCUGUCGGGAUGUUGUUCUACACCGGGACGACUCUAGCGGCUGCCAUGUACAUAGUUGGUGCGGUGGAAAUCGUACUGACCUACAUGGCCCCGUGGCUGUCGAUAUUCGGCGAUUUCACCAAGGACGCCUCGGCGAUGUACAACAACUUUCGGGUCUACGGCACCGGUCUACUCUGCGUAAUGGGUCUGAUCGUCUACGUGGGUGUUAAAUUUGUGAACAAAUUCGCAACGGUGGCGCUGGCUUGUGUUAUAUUCUCCAUCAUCGCGGUGUACGCCGGUAUCUUCAACAACAUCGACGGCAACGAUAAGCUAUUCAUGUGCGUACUCGGAAAGCGUCUACUGAAGGAUAUUGCCGUUGACAAUUGCACCAAGGAAGCGGGCGGCCCAUUGUACAAUAUAUUCUGUGGAAGCGGUGAAUGUGAUCCCUACUUCAAAGAACAAAACGUUUCGCUCGUACGCGGUAUUAAGGGACUUAAGAGCGGCGUGUUUUACGAGAACCUUUUCCCAUCUUUCCUGCAAGAAGGACAGUACAUCGCCUAUGGUAUGGACCCCGACAACAUCGAACCGCUAGACCGACCGUCGUACAACCAGGUCUACGCCGAUAUUACGACUGCCUUCACGAUAUUGAUCGGCAUUUUCUUCCCAUCUGUGACAGGUAUCAUGGCCGGUUCCAAUCGAUCCGGGGAUUUGGCUGACGCACAAAAGAGUAUUCCGAUCGGUACAAUCGGUGCCAUUUUGACCACAUCGACCGUGUAUCUGUCCUGUGUGAUGCUAUUCGCUGGAACGGUUGACAAUUUGCUGCUGCGUGACAAAUUCGGUCAGUCGAUAGGCGGAAAGUUGGUCGUAGCGAAUAUGGCCUGGCCGAACCAGUGGGUCAUCCUGAUUGGAUCUUUCCUUUCGACGCUCGGUGCUGGCCUGCAAAGUUUAACCGGUGCCCCGAGGUUGCUGCAGGCCAUCGCCAAGGACGGCAUCAUCCCGUUCCUCGAACCGUUUGCCGUGUCAUCCAAGCGUGGUGAACCGACGCGUGCCCUCAUCCUAACACUGCUAAUCUGUCAGAGUGGCAUCCUACUCGGAAAUGUCGACCUGCUCGCACCACUGCUGUCCAUGUUCUUCCUGAUGUGCUACGGGUUCGUAAAUUUGGCCUGUGCCGUCCAGACGUUGUUGCGAACUCCCAACUGGCGACCACGCUUCAAAUUCUAUCACUGGUCACUAUCGCUCAUCGGUUUAACUCUGUGCAUGUCGAUUAUGUUUAUGACAUCCUGGUACUUUGCACUGAUCGCAAUGGGUCUGGCAGUGUUGGUUUACAAGUACAUCGAAUAUCGAGGAGCGGAAAAGGAAUGGGGUGACGGUAUCCGGGGUAUCGCUCUGUCCGCAGCCCGCUAUUCACUGCUCCGUCUGGAAGAAGGUCCUCCACACACCAAGAACUGGCGUCCACAGAUUCUGAUGUUGUCCAAGCUUAACGAUGACUUCACUCCCAAGUAUCGCAAACUGUUCUCCCUCACGUCUCAGUUGAAGGCAGGUAAAGGUUUGGUUGUGGUUGUAUCGUUAGUGCCAGGUGAUUUCACGAAGCGGGCUGGCGAAGCGGCCGCUGCCAAGCAGGCACUUCGCAAGACCAUGGAGGAGGAAAAACUGAAAGGAUUCUGCGACGUGAUGGUCGCGAGCAACAUUGCCGACGGACUAUCGCAUGUCGUCCAAACCAUCGGGCUCGGGGGCAUGAAACCAAACACGGUGAUUCUUGGUUGGCCGUACGGUUGGCGUCAGAGUGAGGACGAUCGUACCUGGCACGUGUUCCUGCAAACGGUUCGGAACGUCAGUGCCGCUCGAAUGGCGCUGUUGGUGCCGAAAGGAAUCAACUUCUUCCCAAUGUCACAGGACAAGAUUUCCGGCAAUAUCGACAUCUGGUGGAUCGUGCACGACGGUGGCCUGCUGAUGUUGUUACCUUUCCUACUGAAGCAGCAUCGCUCCUGGAAGAACUGCAAGAUGCGAAUCUUCACCGUCGCUCAGAUGGAGGAUAAUUCGAUUCAAAUCAAGAAGGACCUGAAGAUGUUCCUCUAUCACCUGCGAAUCGAAGCCGAGGUGGAAGUUGUUGAAAUGAUGGAUAGCGAUAUCUCGGCAUACACCUACGAGCGAACUUUGAUGAUGGAGCAACGCAACCAGAUGCUGAGAAAGUUGCGACUAAAUAAGCGGGAAAAGGAAAACGUCGUGGAAAACAUGGUGGAGUUCAGCCAAUCCACCGCAAACGGAGAGGACCGAACGCCCCUGGUACAAGCAAUCGUUGAUCAUCACCACAAUAUCGAAAGUAAUGCUAAGACGGCAUCCAAAGUUCGGUUCGCGGAUCCGGAAGAAAACAAGGACAUGUUCAAUGACGACGAACGCGAGGAAAAGAAUGAGACUGAAACCGAGAAGGACAAGGACACCAAGGAGAGUGAGAACGACAAGGAGUCGGGCAAUGAAAAUUCCGAACAGAAAGAGCAGAAACCACAGCUUUCAAACAAUAUCGCCUCACCCGGUAAGGACAGCAAGAAGAGCGCCGGGGACGAAACGCCCAAAUCACCCAGUAAAGCUAGUUAUAAGCCUGACGAAGGCAACGUGAGACGAAUGCACACGGCUGUGAAGCUCAACGAGGUUAUAGUCAACAAAUCACAUGACGCCCAAUUGGUCAUAUUGAACCUUCCUGGCCCACCGAAGGAAACGCGCAUGGAGCGUGAGAGCAAUUAUAUGGAAUUCCUGGAGGUUCUGACGGAAGGUCUGGAACGGGUACUGAUGGUGCGGGGCGGCGGACGAGAAGUCAUCACCAUCUACUCUUAAGAACCUGUCAGUUUCCAUCCUUACUCCUUCCGGUCGCUGCGACGGGAAGGAUCAACAAAUAAAUGCUGCGCCGGUCAGCAUGGUAUCAAUUACGCUUCUACAUCGUCGUCGCGGUCGUCGUCUUCGGGGCCACCGACGCCGUGGCCAUUGUCGUCGUUGUCGUUACACAACGGCGCAAUCAACAACACAUACACACAUACAUACACACACGUAUUACGAGUACACAAACAUCAAACACCUACAUUCAGACGGCGAACAUUACCGCUCACAUACACCAACUAACAACACAUGAGUGCGUAUGUGACACAAACAUUUUUCUACACUCGAAAAUACCAAACACACAAAAAAAACUUAAGAAACCAAAAAAAAACAAAAAGAUCAUAAUUAUAGUCAAACUGUGAAAUCUACUAGUUCUAGGUUAUAAUAUCGAAAAUAGUAAACUCUAAUAAAAUUGGGAAAAUUAUAGAAAAAAAAACUGGGCAGUUCUAGCAGAAACUAUCGUAGAAGUACGAGUGUACCACGAUAAGAUAUGAUAACUGGGAGACAGAUUAGAUUGAGCAAAAACUACUAACUAGUAAGAGUAAAUUUCAUCCAGAUAGUUGGUGCGAAUCAAAUUGAUAUACCUACAGCUAAGGUUCAAUAAGAUAUAUGAGUCUUUCUUUAAAACGAACAAAGAUAAAGAAACACAAAAAAUAUAUGAAUGUGUUCUGCUUACUUUCAUUUGAAUAGUUUAGUCAAAUUACGAAGUGAAUACAACAUAGUUGAACCAUUUCGUACCAUAGUCAGCGCUACAUAUAUACUCACUUCUGCGUCUUUAUGGAACUAUUGAGGAACGUCUCCGAACGGCACACCACAAUGUAACCAUGCAGUACAUAAUAUUCGACCCUGGACAACAAACUGAAAAACAGAUAAUAAUCAUUACACCAAAGCACGAAAAUCAAACAUUCAGGCUACAUAAAGAAAAUGAACACAACAACAUACAACAGCAAAAAGAGAGCUACGUCAUUAUAAGUUCUAAUCGCCGCAUGUAUUUAUAGAUGGAGGAGGACAAAAAAAAACUUUUAAGUUUUCUCUCAGACAAAACUUGUUAUCUGUUCCGACGGCUCUUGGUCGAAAUCAUACAGUCAUACCGCAUCAGACAAGAGCCUAGGGGUUGUUAAUGUAGCGUUGAUAGUUUACAGAUUACCCAUUCGAGCAACUAUCGUAAAAGAGCGAUUAGUAUUAGUUUAUGUCAAUUCGUUUCAAUUCAGUAGCAAAGAUUAGCAAAGAAAAAGUUAGGGCAAAUGCGAGCAUAGCUACGCGAAUCAACCGUAAUGUAUUUUUAUCUGUGCCAACAGAACGUUUAUGUUAUGUGAUUACGAUUGUUUUAGUUUAUUAAUCUGUUGAGAAUAUCUUACACUAUGCUACGUUGAAAUGAAGAUCCUGUUUUAGCUGCUUAACCUUUUAUUUCUUUUUUUUUUAAAUUUUGCAUUUGUUUAGAGAAGAAAGAACAUCCUUUAUUUGUUGUUUGUUGUUUCCUAAGUACCAGACAAAAUAUCACGUCACAAUUCUACAAUUCUACAGAUUGCAGCCGAAUUCAAGUGAAGUGCCUCCAUCAUCCGGUGGAUGAAGGAGACGCGUGGCAUUUUGUUGGCACUUUACUGCAGAAUCAAGAAACUCCGAACGGUGUAUUAGUUGAUAGGAAGACUGUCAUUCACUAGACUAACAUGACUACGCCUUGUUGCAUGAAAAAGUACAAAAUCAAUCACCACCAAGAAAGGAAAACCAAAACAGAAGCAGCGCAACAAUUCCGAUUAUAGUGACCUAAGGUUAAUUAGCCACACAAACAUUUGGGAAGAAGCUUGACAGACUCGUAACUAUUAGCAUGUUUUGAAAGUUAUUGCCACGAAUGAAACGUGCAGGCAAUACCAGUAUUUUUUAAUGUUUGGAACUAGUAAAAUGAUUUUGUUUUACAUUUUGAACAACAAAUUGAGCUUGUUAGGGGUUCUUCCUUUUAUUAUUUUAUUAUUUUCAGAGGUAAGUUGAUUUCAUUUCUAUAGACCGUGCGACGUUAAAAUACCGAAUAUGUUAAUAAAAUUGGCUCACUUCCCUGAAAACACCGGUAAUUUUUAGUCUGAUCUUAGCUGGUUUAUAAAAUAUGCAAACCACUUUAGGCCUACACUUGAACACACAAACAACAUAAAUGAUCACAAAACAGAAUUAUGAAAUAGUAUGUAUAGAAAGCGUGAAUACAUUCUCCGAAAAUUAACAUGUUUAAGACUGUGUUUUUAUUUUCAACCAAUCUGUUUUACUGAUUGUAGGAUUUUUUCUUAUGAAUGAAACGUACUUUUAAGGAAAACUGUUCUAUACAAAUAAAAAUAUUGAAGGAACAUUUACAAAGCAAAUUACCGAUGAUUGCAUAAACAGUGCGUACCGAAAAGCGGUUUUGAACGCAUAUAACAGCGGAAGUAGCGCUAUAGAGGGUAAUAUAGAAAUAAAUAAAAAUAAUACACUAUUUUAGAAUCGUUGCAAAACACGGAGCAAAUACAAUAUAUAAAACUCAUCUAAAUGUGCUAGACAGAGAACAAGAACCUAUAUAGAGAAAUGAUCAUUUACUAUAAUUAAUUAAAAUCUCUCCUUCGCAAGUAUGUGAACUGCCUAAAACUUUUAGUGCAGUUUCCAGUAUUUGACAGAAGAGAAGACACACUCAAGAAAUUAACAUAAUUUUAUUACAGGUUACUUUAAAAUGCGAAUAUUGAAACCGGUAACGGUGGGUGGGAAUGAUGCGAGCUAGAACAGAUUCGAAGGGAUGAAAUAUAACCUAAGGUUUAGAUUAAGAGUAUCAUACUUUUUCAGGUAAUUAAAUGUAUCUGUUAGUAACAAUAAUUGCAGCCGUUAUGAUUUAAAGAGAUUAUUGAACAAAUGUUAAGCAUAUAUAAACUAAGGAGUAAAAUCCGAAACACAAACAAAAACUCUUAAACACCAAAGCGAUGAUCAAAGAAAAACUUAGGCAAAGUAACUUAGGAAACCAGUCGAAAAUUCGAGACCCUUCUAGAAGGACGGAAUCGAAGCCCAGUGCCAGCAACGGUUUAGAUGACGAACACCAUUAAUCAUGUAACCAAGGUGAACCAUGCAAGUUUUUCUUCGAACAGGACACUUGUGGUGUUUUGGAAAGAUAUAGCUCAUUUACUGUGAAAAUCAAAUUUGACAAAUACGUAUAACAUAAUAAGAAUAAUAAUAUUAAUACUAAUAAUAAUAAACGCAGUUAGUUACCGGAUUAUGAUAAAAAACAGCCAAACCGGAGUCACUUUUCAUCGGUUCUUAUUAUUUGAGUUAAACUAAGCUACUUAUAAUGCAAGAUAGCGAAAUUAUAAUCGAACGUGAUCUUUGGCAAACAGCUGAAAAAUUUCCUGUACUUUUUUUUGCCACGGAUUAGCUUUGGUUUGUUAAUAAUUUUUCGCAUUUUUGUUUAGCUACUAUAAGUGUAUACAUCAUCCGGAAAGUAUUACUAUUUGGCCCUCUUUCCAAAUUGUAGCCACCUUUCUUUCGAGAAUUAAAUUACCAAAGAAAAAAAUAACAUUAUGGAAUUAGGAUCAAUUCUUAGAUACACAUUCGAAAUCGAAUAAGCUGUAGAUAAUUGAAGAUCAAAACUGAAUGUUUCAAGCCAUCAUAUAGCUUAGCAAGUAAGUGCGCGUGGAAAUACUUUUUCUUAGUCGAGUAAUCUAAUACGAUGAAAGUCAAGUUUUUAAAUUAUAGUAAAACACACCUAUAGAAUGUUACCACUUUUAGAGUAGAGAAACACAAAGGCGAAUCAAAUUAAUAAUGAAAAAAGCAGACACAAAAAAAUAUCUUAAACGGGAGAAAAUGAAAAAAAAAUAACUAAAAGAAAAUUUUAAAAGCAAUAACAAGAUAUUUGAGAAACAGUAAACAAGAAAAAAAAUAGUUUAGAUGAAAAACAAAAAUAGACCGCUCGGUUAGGGACAGAAAGUUUCACAAAUCGAAAUAGUUAGAGACUGUAUGUACAUUGUUUAGGUGUGUACUAUUCUGCAGAAAACCGUUUCCCAGAAUUCUACCCUGAGGUUUGAGAUACCUGACAAAUCUGACAACCUUCAAUCAUACCUGAAUAGGAGACUUUCCCGAGAAAAAUAUAAAUAUAUACCUAGUGUUUUGAACAAAAGGCGCAUUUCACUUCUAGGAGCUCAAUUUUCAAUCAGCGAUUGAAGUCAACUACCUUGAAUGGUGUGCAUUUGAAAGCAGAAGGCAGUCGUUUUCUGUCACUAAUGUAUCUGAUGCCGUGCUUCCAAUCUGGUUUUCAAGAAACUAUUCGUUUCUCAUAAGGAAAUAUAAAUGAAAAAUACUAAUUUGUCCGAAGCAAGCUAUAAUGUUUUCGAAAUUACAUAACCAAAAUUCUUUUUCUGCGUUUCAAAUGCUAGGCACAAUUUGGAUAGUUUCUUAUAUCCGAAUAGUUCAGGUAACUAAUCAUUUUCCUGACAAUUACGUUUGCUUCAAUUCAGUUCUUUUGAGUGAUAAGCGACUGGAAUGGUCCAUUAAAAACAUAUUUCACCGAUUGAGUUCUGAGGAAUAGUUUUCGAAAGAAUAUUGGUAUGUCUACAGUUUGCAGUUGUAUCAAAGAUAAACUCAAGAUGGAGUGGUCAUCGUUUUUAUGUGUACCAGUGAAACAAGACCCCUCGAUGACAUCGGUUCACUGUCAAAAGUUUUCAUUGAACUGCAACUUUUCGUUCAAUUUGAAUGUUGCUAUGCACUACUUCAAUUUGUUUAUCUUGCCAAUAUUUACUAGAAUAUAGUCGGAGUAUUGACAUUUCACAUUACGUUAUAUAUCAAAUCAUGAUCACAAAAUAUUCACACAUAAAAUUGAAAUUCACACAUAAAAUUAUUGAAUAUUCAACAUCAAUCAGUAGGUAUUUGAAGUCUGAGGAAAGCUAUGGCUGUAGUAUGUCCACUGGAAGAUAAAUUGAGAAACUGAGUGGAACAUCUUUCUAGACAUACAAUUUCAUGUUGAAAAUUAUUGUUUGAAUUAUAUUUCAUUCUUUUAUUUUCAAAUUUUAAUAUCAUCAAAACACAAACUUUAACUUUAAUGACAUCUUUUACUUCUUCAGAUUACUGCUUUUUCAUUAAACCGUUCAUGCUCAAUAGGCACGUUAUCCCGUUCUAUAUAAUUUUGAUUCUAGCACCGGUGAAUUGUUUCCCGUCCGCACUUCGCGUUCUUCAUCUUUUGAAAAAAUAGAGGAUAAUGGCAUAAGUGGGUUAGAAUCUGCACACGAGAGAUUACUUACACAUCAGUUUUUGUAGGAGUCGCAAUCGAGAAAAUGUAACCUGGGGAUUUUAUUACAGGCGUCUAAGAGCCUGAACAGUUGGUGUAGUCUUAGAUGAAUCUGUUGCAAUCUAUCGCCUAGUUCAAGAGGACAUUACAAUUAGGAGAGCAAUAUGAUGAUAGUUUAUGCACAUAAAGCACCGUUUCACUCAACGCUGUUGUAGAUUUACGAAUAUCUGACAAGUUUAUGAUUUCAGUGCAGAAGUAACAAAGUGAAAAGUUGUCGUUCAAAAACAAACGAUGUCUCAACUCAUAUUCUAUUAACUACAAACUUAAUUCACCAAGCCGUUCGAUUUUAGACAAACCCUGAGAUUAUAGAAAGUCAAACCGACGAGCAAAGAGAGAUAACAAAACACUGAAACUGAUUUUCACCUCCAAAGUUAUUAUUAUUUAUAAAUACCAAAUAAGUUCUCCAUAGAUACCAUCGUUACCAUUGAACUUCAUGGGUUGGGGGGUCAAGCGAUGGAUAUUUACGAACGGUUCACCGGUUCACGAUCUGUGACCAAAAAUUUUUCAAUGGCUUGUAUGGUACUUAGUAAUCUUGAGUUUAUCUUUGGUUGUAUGUUUACUUUCUUGGGGAUUUCAAUGGAAAGCCAGACAGAACAGAAGGCCACACAGAAACACUCGACGGAUGAACACGAUUGGCACAUUGCCGCGAAACUGAAUUACCGGUAGCGGCACCUGUCGGCUGUCAAUGAAAAAUGGAACCAAGAAAAGGAGGGUUCUUUCGAAAAUUUUCAUAUCAGCAGUAGUGAUUUGCAACGAUUUUUUCGUUUUUCCAAUAGUAAAAAUAAAUAUCAGCAAUAAGAGCGGAGUACAAGAAAAUCAAUUUCAAAGUGAAUACUACUACUACUUGUUCUAGUUUGAGCUAUGACUAAACAUGGAAAAUCUUCAGAAAUGUGUGAAAUUGGGUAAGGUUGGGUUUAUUCGGACUAACAUUUUUUUAAACAGAAGCCAGUGUAGUGUUAUUUUUUUCGAAUACUAGAAUGUUUAGCGAUCAAGUACCAUGUAAUUUGGAUACUUUAUUUGUUAUUUCCAGGAAAUUGAAAAAUGGUAUUGAACCAAGUAUAAUACUUCAUUCAAAAUAAACGUUAGUUUUCGCACAAUAAAUUAAGAUCAACAUUAUCACCCGUUUUGCCCGUUUUUAUAAGAAAUCGCUGAAAAGGUGGAGUAAUUAAAAAUUUUCCUACCGAUUUGACAGCUCUUGCUGAAAGUAUCAUCUCGAAACAAGCAGCGCCUCUACAUUUUAUUUUAGCGUCAUUGUGCCAAUAACUUCUAGCAUCUCCAGCAGAGAUGCCAGAUCUGAAAUCUGCAGAUUUCGGACAUAGUGCUGCAGAUAUUUUUUGUUUUUGUUAUGCAGACUUUCGCGACCUUUUUUUUUUUUUGCUCGCCAAGUCAGUUUGGCGUAUCAUACUUUAUAGAGAUAUUGCUGCCAAUACUUGCUAACUGUCGGAUUACAAGACUUUUAGACAGGCGCGUAGCCAGAGAAAAUUUUCGGGGGGGGGGGGGGGUUUAGAACAUGGUGAUAAAUCAACACAUGUACAAUUUAUAUCACAAUGUUUCCCAUUGGUUAUAAUUUUUUGUUUCGGGGGGGGGGGGGGGUUUGAACCCCUAAAACCCCCCCCUGUGUACGCGCCUGCUUUUAGACUUUUGCAACCCUGUCUGAAGAUAUUUUAAAUUUUUACCUGGCAUCUCUGAUCUCCUGUUCGGUUUGAGGUUUGGGGUAACUUAUGAGAUGUACAUUUUAUUUGUGCUUUCAGAAUAUGAGCACAUAUUUGUUUUCUAUAUAGGUGUACGUUUUACUAAAACGAAUAAGAAAAUGCCCAGUAAAUAUUUUAGACUGUUGCCAAAGCAAUACCAUUACGAAAUGAUUUUAAUAUGACAAGCUUCGCAUUGUCAAUGAUAUACGGAAGAAAGGUGCAUUGUUGCUUUACAUCGAAAUUGAACUCACAUUGAUUUCUCAGAUAUUACUUGGUCUAUUUCACGAACUUAUAAUCAAAUGAAAGGUGCCAGGCCUUGACACAACAUGGAAUCAUAGAUAACUCAAGUUCCUUACGAUUAGUGCGGGAGAUGGUACUGUCAAAAUACCCUUUGUAAAUGAAAUUCUCGUACAACAAUUACUUGUACAAUUCUGAUUUCUUCUAUUGACAUCGUGACAGUUGGUCUGUAUUUGGCUUUGACAGUACAGAGAUAUGUUCUUUUGCACACAUCAUUUUGGUGCUCGAAUAAAAAUAAUAACGAUGACAGAGAGUAAAUAGUAAGUUCGAUAAACCAUUACGAAUUGCUAAUAGGGUAACGGAGGAUGUAAUCAAAAUAAAGUACAUAGUGUCUCGGAAUUUUAAAGAUCAGUCCAUUCUUUAUCAUAUAAGGUAUGAAAUGUACUUUAUUGUGAUUACAACCAAAAAUAUUAGAAUGACCAAAAUAACUCCGUUCCCUUAUUCUUAAGGAAGGGUAGCGUGCUAAAAAAAAUACAAAAUCUUCCGAUGUUCGAUCGAUGCGAUAUGAUACGUGACCGAGUCAAUUCCGCCUAAAAUUGAAUUCCAGUGUUCAUUUCGUUUCUGUGUUGGUAUUCCCGGCUAUCCGAAUUAUUUGAAAUUUAUAAUUAAUAAGUUACCAUACCCAAAAAAUAGAUCCAUACACAAUUUUCCACGUGUUGGAUUGCUACCAAUAAAUUAUUGAUUUAACAUGAAUAUUUGCUACAAUCAAAAAACUUUAAACGCAUACAAAACAGUUCGGAUGCUCACUUUUAAAGACAUCAACCGUUGCCAAAUAAAACAUUCUUCAUUAUUAGGAUGUCUACGUAAACAGUGAAACGAUAAAUUAGAUACGCAACAGAAAUAAUAAGAUUGUAUCCGAUUACUAUUGAAAUUUAAAUAUAUAUCACAUUGCGUACCAAAUGCUAUCCAGAAUCCAUUUUUUUUCUAAUAAAUCUCCCGCCCAAACACCGAGGAGAAAAAGAAAGAUAACAAAUCAACGUAGAUUUUGUAACUAAAAGAGUCCACAAAUUGUUAGGUACUGUACGUGAAGUUGACUUGACCUGACUGUAUAGAAAAAUAUAAACAAAACACCGGAACCAUCACUUCAAAAUUGCCUACUUUCACUGAAUGACAAUGAGAUAACUUUACUGAUUGACUUUACAUAUUUUAUCUGUUGUUGAUAGUAUCAUUUAAAGAUUUAUGCUAGAAUUUAUUUUUUUACAACCAGAAGAUAAUGAUAUAAGAAGUCGUCUAACGCUUUGUUGAAGUCAGUGAGUUUUAUUAUGAUAGCAAAGUUUAUAAUGUAUAUUUAGUGAAAUCAAACACUUCUGCGGAAGUAGUAGCGUCUUGAAAUAACAGCGACUUGGUCGUUUCCGAUAGUCUAGUCAAGAACACAGAAAAAUGUUUUAUUUAUUUCGAUCUAAACAACAAAAUCCAUCUUACACGGUCAGCCUGCCAGACACCCCCUGUUUCUGUCUCUCUCUCUAUCUAUGGAACGAUUGUUGAUGUUGCCAGCAGUUUGAAGAGGCAGCCAAUAUACAGAUCCUCCGUAGUAAUUAUAUUGGAGAGCAGAUACCGAACAAAAGCCCGAUUAGUUGGAAGAAUGGUACACAAUACGCAGGAGAACAUAGUUUGUUAUUUGAACAUGAAACCGGAACAAGAAAAUAUAACAACAAAGGACAGAAACAAACAAAAAAAAAACACAAUUUAUCAGCAACUAAAAAUCGAUGUUAGGAAGUCUUUAAAUAAUUAAAACAUAAGCUAGCAGAUUGAACAGAGCAAAGAACUCAACACACACAGUAUUGAAUUAUUCGCAAGUUAUGAAGUUACUGAAAUUAAUAGAGUAAAUCGAUCAUUGAUGGCACACAGCAGAAUACGGUUGAAGUACGAAAAAAAUUAAACCAGAGGUUGAACAAAAACACGAUUGAGAUUGCAAAAUAGGGAAAUAAAAAUUGGAAUUAAAAACAAAA
Molecule: messenger RNA, 13549 nt
Organism: Malaya genurostris
Lineage: Eukaryota; Metazoa; Arthropoda; Insecta; Diptera; Culicidae
Gene: kcc
Product: solute carrier family 12 member 4
Exons: 24
Coding region: 948-4292 (1114 amino acids)
Biological process (GO): chloride ion homeostasis; potassium ion homeostasis; chemical synaptic transmission
Cellular component (GO): membrane
Molecular function (GO): potassium:chloride symporter activity
Source: RefSeq, a predicted model, not a curated record